This is a messenger RNA of Rhipicephalus sanguineus (brown dog tick), 4844 nucleotides long. It is a transcript of the gene Pka-R1, whose product is annotated as cAMP-dependent protein kinase regulatory subunit. The transcript is spliced from 11 exons. Bases 77 to 1213 code for a protein of 378 amino acids. Gene Ontology annotation, biological process: regulation of protein phosphorylation. Gene Ontology annotation, molecular function: cAMP-dependent protein kinase regulator activity. The record is from RefSeq and is a predicted model, not a curated record. Gene Ontology annotation, cellular component: cAMP-dependent protein kinase complex. Lineage: Eukaryota; Metazoa; Arthropoda; Arachnida; Ixodida; Ixodidae.
UGACUAGCGCGGAGGAACAUGCCAAAACAAUCUGGCAGACGUGCGAAGGAACGAGGGGGCGCACGGCAAGUCCAAGAUGGCGUCCACUCAAGAGGAAGAGCAGAGCUUGCGCGAAUGCGAGCUUUACGUGCAGAAGCACAACAUCCAGAAGCUGCUGAAGGACUGCAUCGUUCAGCUAUGCGUGAGCAGGCCGGACAACCCGAUAUCCUUCCUCCGGGAGUACUUCGCACGCCUGGAAAAGGAGGCGGCCACAAGAGCCAAGCAGCAGCAGCUUUCGCCCAUGGCGACCACACCUCCGUGCGAAGAGAAGGAGGAUGAGCUGUCGCCACUGCCCGUGCCGCCCCAGCGGAGCCGGCGUGGGGCGGUCAGCGCCGAGACCUACUCUGAGGAGGACGCCACGUCAUACGUCAAAAAGAUGGUGCCCAAGGACUAUAAGACCAUGGCUGCACUUUCGAAGGCCAUCGAGAAGAACGUCUUGUUCUCACACUUGGACGACAACGAGCGGAGCGACAUCUUCGACGCCAUGUUUCCCGUGGUUCACAAAGCGGGCGAGGUGAUCAUCCAGCAGGGGGACGAGGGCGACAACUUCUACGUCAUCGACCAAGGGGAAGUGGACGUGUAUGUCAACGGACAGCACGUCACCACGAUUGCGGAAAACGGAAGCUUCGGGGAGCUGGCCCUAAUUUACGGAACACCUCGGGCGGCUACAGUCAAGGCCAAGACAGAUGUCAAGCUCUGGGCGAUCGACCGAGACACGUACAGACGAAUCUUGAUGGGAAGCACCAUCCGCAAGCGCAAAAUGUACGAGGAAUUUCUUAGCAAAGUCUCCAUUCUGGAGAGCCUCGACAAGUGGGAGCGACUCACAGUGGCCGAUGCGCUCGAGCCUGUCACAUUCAACGAUGGCGACAUCAUUGUGGAACAAGGCAUGCCCGGCGAUGAUUUCUUCAUCAUUGAGGAGGGUUCAGCAUCAGUGUUGCAGAGACGAUCCGAGAGCGAGCCACAGGAAGAGGUCGGCAGGCUUGGCCCCUCUGAUUACUUUGGCGAGAUCGCGCUGCUGCUGGACCGGCCGCGGGCGGCCACAGUGGUGUCGCGUGGGCCCCUCAAGUGUGUCAAGCUCGACCGGUCCCGCUUUGAGCGUGUGUUGGGACCCUGCGCCGAGAUCCUCAAGCGCAACAUGACCCACUACAACAGCCUCAUAUCCCUCUCCGUGUAGAGGGCGUUUAUCCGAUAUUUGGCGGCUGUUUAACAGGAAAAAAAAGGAAAAAGGUAGCAAGUGGCAUCGCAGAAGAACAGAAGUUGCCAAUCUGUUUUCUCACUUUUGCAAAAUGGCUUAAGCGCACCAGAGAAACCCAUGCUGCCCCCCUGCCCUUCCCCACCCUAAAUUCCUCCUCGUCUGCAACGUUUAGCGCCGCCUGCUCCUUCUUUCAUGCUACCAUGGCUCUGCCUUCGAACUGGAACGUAACCCUACUUUGGUGGCUGUAGCAAGCGACUAGCCGACGUCUCAAGGGCUUCUAGAGAUGCCGGAGACGGCUCGCAUCUCAAAUUCCUGCGCGCCACUACGCGUUCGAUUGGCUACUCCAUUUGUCAAGGCCCCGGUAUGAGCCGCAGGUCAUCUUACGCACAGCGUACGCCGAGAACGGCACCUUUGGUGUUUCGCGACGACCUCACCGCAUUGGCUCAGCCAUUUCGUUAGGAUGGCCAUCGUAGUAAAUUUGAGAACUCGUUCUGCUCCGAAAAGCUGGCGCAGUGUGUUUUAUUGGGCGUUGAGAAAAAGUUGCGGGUUGGGUGGGUAUUGGCUUAUUCGCGGCAUGCGCGUUAAGUCUGGAAGUAACCGCAUUGUGCUCGUAACCUUGUCGCGCUUCUGUAGCCAUACUGCGCCGACUGACUGACCUGUACAAGAAAAUUAUUAUUACGUGGCUGGAUAUUUCACGUGAAACUUCCAGUCUCUUCUCUAUCCAUUGUGCUUCUCUGCUGUGUGACCUCAUAUGGCCACACAAAAGAGGAGUGCAGAAAUGGUGUGAAAGGGUGAGAGUGAGUCUCCCUCUCACCCAGUUGCCUCAUUUUAUUUGCACACUCUCCUUCGACUUUUUGCCUCGGUGAUUUUCGUUGCUGUCGUUUUACUUGUACAUAGAACUAGCUUCUUUAUGUCUUUUUUCGAGGCAGGCACAAGAGAUAUGUGUGGCUUACAUGGCCUUUGAGGAGAAGUUUGUCAUCUACGGAGCGGACAGAUUGUCUUAUUUUCGACUUCUCUAACGGAGCGGGUGGACUACCCUUUGUUUUAUUAGCUUUGCAUGUGCUUGUUUCGUGCCCCCCUCUUUCUAUCACUAGUGUGUGUGUGUGUGCGUGCAUGCGGGUGUGGAGAAGACAACCAAGUUCUCCUGAGCUUCGUUAUGGCGCACAUUUCAAGCUGCAGCCAGACCCCUCCCCCCUUUUUUUUCUGAGCAUUUUCCGUCUUGGCGGUGUGGCCAGUUGUGUUUUAGAUUUCCCACUUAGUGACUCUAGUCAUGGUUGUCCCUUCUCGAGUGACGUCUUGUCGGCACGCAUCGUCACUGGCACAGCGCAAGGAAUACACGCAGGAGGAGAAACGUCCGUUUUUGUCACACCCUUGCGGGUGUGCAAAUGAAUCCCCUAUCACUUUACUCCCAUUUUGGGGUGCGAGGUCCUUUUUCCAUAUUUUACUCCCUCUUGGGUGCAAGUUUUAUUUCAAAAAUCUUACUCUCUUUUCGGUGCAAGGUUUCUUCUUAGGGGUGUAGUGAUAAGGUUUACACCUGUAAUGGUGUACUUAGGCUAUCUAAGGUUUACACCUGUAAUAGUGUACUACGCAAGUUUAUGCCGAAAUGGGGGUUAAAAUUACUACGCGAUUGUAUAGCAGUAUUUUGAAGCGUAAAAACAUGCGUUAAAAGGGAGACAUUGAAAGAAGUCGUCUGAUGGCUUGCAACAUACCUGAUUGUUAAGGCAAUGGGGCAGUUGCCCGAUUUCCAGUUGCACCGAAUUCCGUAAAUGCAAAGCCAGCGCAUUUGCAGCAUCGAAUUGCUAGGCCAUUGAGGGGAUCUCCUCCUGACUUAUUCUUGCCUUGUGGUUGCUGUUGAGGGGAGUGGCUUUUUUCCCGUCUCAUUACGAAGUCGUUUGUGGCAGUGGUUUGUCGAAGUUAUGUCGGACUAGACCAUCGGUCGGUCUCUACUAGGCAGCUUGUAUCGCCCCAGCCGGUGACAUCGCAACUUUGUGCCUAGUUUCUGUUAACAGAAGGCUCAAUUGACCAGCCGUAGUCUGUAUUAGCGCACCAGAACUUCGGUUUCUUUUUUGCAGAUAAUUGUGUCUAGGCUUAGUCUCACAUUGUGAAGGAACUGACUUAGUUAGCCGUCUCAACCUCGUCUUCAUUUUUUGUACGUCUGAUGACGGUCGCCUUGAUGCGGUGUUGAAAAUGUGUUGAAAGCAACCAGUCAUCUUCUAGACGCAGUGUUUUUCUUUUUCAGUGCACUCGACAUUGUUUUGUAAGGGUGUCAGCUCUCAUAGCGCAGAUUAAUUUUUACUCCCGAAAUGCACCCAUGUGCCGCAGAGGACGAAACACUAGCCAGUGUCCUUUCAGGCAGCGUAGUAUGCCCCCAUCAUCUUAGCCGAGUAUGCAACGUCCGUGGUAUUUCAGGGUAGCCGGGCCAUGCGGCCCCCCAAUUUGUCGCCCUCAAAUUAGCCGCCAGUAAUGCUAAGAGCCAGCCGCUGCCGUUGUCGCGAACAGCGCGUUUUCCAUCACUGUGGUUACGGUCGUCUUCAGUACUUAAAGAGAGUACCCGUGGCACGUCGUUAAGUUUGUUGUUGCAGUUAGGGACUGUCAGAAAGGUUCACACUUGGCACAAGAUGCCCAGUGUGAUGCGUUCCAACAGAGUGCGGAACCUAGCAUUUGAGGGCGGCACCGGUAAGGUCUUCAACGUCUUGCUAACGGCUCUCCCCACCUCCAUUUUAUUUCCAAACGACGCACACUGAAGGUCCUUGUUGUGUGGUCUAUCUCUCUCUCUCUCUAGCAAAUGCGUUUCCAGUAACACCGCAUUUCUAACAAGCCAACAGCAGUCCUUCGAGACAAAAGAUUUGUACUGUUCAUGCGUCCGCGGCUUGUCAAGGGUUCCAAAACUGCCCAUGGUCGUCUCGCAGCUUGUGGAACGCAUGGCUGGCUCCAAACUCGCGGAACUGCGUCGUGCUCGCUGCCCGGUAGCACGUGAAAGGCCACAUCGCAAAAUUAUUUCGACUGCAGCGUACUGACCCGACUUGCACGCUAGGAUCGUCGUAAUCGCUUCGGAGUGGUGACUGAAUUGGUCACUGCUCCUUUUCUCGACAAGCCAUUUCUUGGUGGACCAUCUUACCUGCAAACCGUCUUCCUUGUCAAUUAGAAUUUCAAAAACCUUUCUGAUGAUGGAUAGACUCUAUAUGUUGUGCAUCAUGUCGAGAGUACCAGCUAAGAGCCACGCAUUCCACAGGCUGCAGUGCAAGUACGGGCUUCUGAUAGGGAGGUCUUUCUUCUCAUGCCUCGAGACCCAUUCUGUCGGGAACGGUGUAGUGUCAUUUUUUUUAUCGUCGAGAUGUGCGCUUACUCCCGUCUCAAUUGUCUUUUCUUUUAUUUUAAUGUAUAUGUAUGCAUAAAUUCUUGCGUGCCGUUUCGUGUUUAAAUGAAUAUAGGCCUGGCCUCCUUUUUCUUUUUUGCUUUUUUUCUGUUGUAUUCCUCUCUUGCUCCUCCACGCCCGACCCGUUUGUUGCAAAGCCCCCCCUGAACAGCUUCUUUUUGGACAAAUGUUCGGAGACGUGCAGAAGAUUUUGUUGUUAGAGUAAAAUAAACAAAAAGUGGUAUCAAUAAAAAA